AGUUUAAGGAAGUGUUGAAAUACAGAACUCAGAAGAAUCGAUUACAUUCUUAUUUAUCAUUAUUAUUUCUUAUUAAAGAUCUCCAGAUUCAGCUGAGGCGUCCGGAUUAGGGUGGAUGCUCCUCUCCCGAAAUGAAGGACCCAAAACCCAGCGCGGAGCCUCCACGCUUCUCCAGCUGCACCGGCCCCGCCCUGGAGAACCGGAUCCUGACCGAGGCCUCGUCGUUCCUGCUUCAGCCCCGGUCCAGUCUGACCUCCUCGUGUCCUGCGCUGCUCCCGUCCAGCCUGUCCUCCACCUCGUCCUCGUGCCCCCUGCUGUCCACCUCGUCCGACCUGCUCCGUCCGUCCUCGGCUCUGACCGGCACCGAGAACACCCUGCUGAAACGGAAACCCCUGCUCGUCCCCUCCCUCUGCUCUCCGUACCCUCUGAGCCCUCUGAUUCGGAUCACAGCGCCCCCUUCUGAUGGAUGUCUGACCGCCGAACCUAAAGAUGUGAAACUGGAAGAAAUGGACUCGUGCUCCAGCGAGGAGCUUCAGUCCAGCGGAGGGGAGAGUGAAGAGGGUUCUGAUGACGAGGAGCAGCCGGAGAUGGACGUGGAUCCGCCCGCUGAGAUGCCGGUGCUGGACCUGGGACUGACCGAGGACGGAGAGAAGCAGAAACUGGAUCUCAGUGAAGAGUUCAGGCCGGUCGAUACCGGAUCUGAUGAUCAUGCGGAAAUUCUAAAAGAGACGAAGUACCAGUUCCUGAACAUGGUCUGCUGCUCCCUGGUGCAGAAGAACCUGCAGCCCGGUCAGCUGGGCUGGAACUGCAGCAACUCUCUGUGGUACCACCUGGAGAAAAUGGGCGCGUGGAUCACCCCGAGCGACCCCGAGUUCCUGCUGAAGGUGGCGGUUUACACCAGACAGGAACUGAACAUCCGCAUCACCGCCAACUUCCUGCUCGCCCUGGCUGCCCACCUGCCCGACUCCAAACCUCACCUGAGGAGGUAUUUCUGCGCCGCCGUGCAGCUGCCGUCCGAUUGGCUGGAAGUGACGAGGAUUUACAGCACGUGUUUCAGUAAAUCUCUCCCGUCGUGUCUGAAGAAAGCGCUGACGGAUAAAUUCCAGCAGUUCAGCGAGUACCAGCUGGCCAAGUACAACACCCGCAAACACCGCUGCAAACACAACAAGAAGAAGAAGCGCAAGGAGGUUUCGGACAAGCGGUGGGAGGAAUGGGCAUGUCUGAUUAAAACCGACGUCCCUUCUCUUCAGAGAUACCUUCAGACGCAGCAGCGCUCGGCGGUGGACAAACAGCAGAGCGAGUUUAACAUGAAGAAAUUUAUAAAGCGCCUCCACAUCAAGCAGCCGGCCGAGUUCGUCAUGAGCAUUCUGGGAAAGAGGUACCCGGCGGAUGCCAGGGCGUUUUGGCGCAGUGGGCUCAGUGGGGUGUGGGAGAGUGAGAGAGCCAAUCAGAGGAUGAGACUGAAGCAGCCCGAGACCUGGGAAACCCGACUGAGUCAGGAGGGGAACACGGCGGCUACCUGGGAGAAACUCAUCGAUAAUAACGCUCUGCCCUUCAUGGCCAUGCUGAGAAACCUGAGGAACAUGAUCACGCAGGGCAUCAGCGCCAAACACCACGACAAGAUUCUCAAACGACUCUGCUCCAAGUCGGCUGUGAUCCAGAGCAGGCAGUUCCCGUUCCGCUUCCUGUCGGCUUAUAAAGUCAUUAUGGAGCUCAAGAAGUUCGUCGGCGGCCCAGUAAAGCCUUCAGUCAGCAGUAAGGAAAUCCUGCGUGGGAUCUUAAAGAAGAUGCCAAAGAGCCGUAAAUAUCACAAUUCUGAUUGGACGCAGGCGAGUCGGAAGAAGCUUCGCUCUACGCUCAGUGUGCCCUUCGUCCGACGCGUUUACGACAUGAAGCGUAAAUACCAGGAGAAGGCCAGUCAGAGGCGCUACAGCGCGGAGCUCCUGCAGCGAUACGCUCAGGCUCUGGAGGAAGCCGUGCAGAUCUCCUGCAGGUACAACGUCCCUCCGCUGUCAGGAUCCACGCUCAUCAUCUUCCUCGACCACUGGCGGAUCCAUGAAGAAUGGACGGGAGCUGAUUUCUGCCUCCCUCCUGACCCCACAACUGACCCGGCGAACACCAGUCUCACUGCCUCGCCCAAAGAGGCGGCGCUGCUGCUGGCCAUGAUGAUCGGCCACUGCUGCGAGCACCCACAAUUCCUCCUGGCGGAUCAGGAAGGGGUUCAGGAGCUCAGACUGCAGUCUGACAGCCUUCUGGAGAACGUGAGGAGCGCCAUGGAGAAACUCUCGGAAUUUUCUGAAUCGACUCAGAAGACGCAUCCCAGUAACUUCUUCUCCAAACUGCUCGAGGAUAAAGCAAAGGUGGAUAACAUCAUCAUGAUAGACGAGUAUUCUGUUGACUUGGUCUUAAGCGCGGAGGUUGAGAGGUUCAGGAAGGAGUCGAUCUGUCAGCCGUUAUGUGUGAACAUCUUAAUCAGAGGAUAUAACUUUGCAAAUGAGCGUCAGAAAUCCGACACCGUGACGCUGUACGGAUUCAGCGAGCAGAUGAUCAGGUUCAUAUCAGAACGAGGUUCCUCCAGGUUUUUGGAUCACGUGGAGGGGAUGGACAAACUGCACAACAUUCCACCUCCUGCAGGAGCUCCUGCAAAACCAGAGAGGACUGCAGAUGUUCUGCCACUGCCAGCUGUUCCCAAACUAAGGUGGCAGGGCGUGCGGGUCUUCAUCUCGUCUACGUUCAGAGACAUGCACGCCGAGCGGGACGUGCUGCUGCGUAGUGUCUUCCCCGAGCUGCGCCGCCGUGCCGCCACGCUGUGCCUCCACCUACAGGAAGUGGACCUGCGCUGGGGCGUCACAGAGGAACAGUCGGCCCGCGCCACCGAGAUCUGCCUGAGCGAGGUCUGCCGCUCACAGCUGCUGCUGGGGAUUCUGGGAGAGAGAUACGGCGUGGUGCCGCCCCGACCAUCGCUGCCCGAGCUCCCUCAGUACGGCUGGCUGAGCUCGGCUCCUGACGGGCUCUCGGUCACAGAGAUGGAGAUCCGCCAGUUCCAAGCGGUGUUUCCCGAUUCUGCUCAGAGUCGCAUGUUCUUCUACUUCAGAUCUCCUCAGCUGGUCAGCUCGGUGCCCGAGGAAUGGAGGUCAGACUUCGUGGCCGAAUCCGAGGAAGCCGCGGCUAAGAUGUCGGAUCUGAAGACGCAGAUCCGCAGCGACGGGUUCAAGGUCACGGAAAAUUACCCGUGUGAGUGGGGUGGAGUGGUGGACGGAAGAGCCUACCUCAGAGGACUGGAGGAUUUCGCCAAGGCGGUGCUGGACGACCUCUGGAGCGCGUUACAGAGCAUCUUUACAGAGGAAUCGGACGAGGCCGAUCUGACGUCCGAGAUCAAGGAGCAGGAGGCGCAUCAGGACGCUCAGUGCCGCCACUUCUACGGCAGAGCCAAACUCAUCUCGCUGGCGAAAGAGAAAGUUCAGGAGUGCCAGAAGAACGGAGGGGUUCUGCUGGUGGACGGAGCGGCGGGACUCGGCAAGACGGCGUUUAUGGCUGCUCUCGCUCACUCACUACAAACUCCAGACAAGAUGAGAACAGCACCCGUAUGUGACGUCAUAUCCUACUCCACGGCCCCUAGCCAAUCGGCUUGUGCUGUGGAAACGCUCCUGCGCUGCCUGGUCCAAUGGCUGAAGAGGAGGGGGGAGCAGGAGGAGGCGCCGCCCUCAGACACGCCGUACAGAGCGCUGCUGUCAGAGUGGCACUGCCAGCUGCGCGAGCUGAAGAGAGGACGACCGCUGGCCCUGCUGGUGGACGGAGCCGAUCUGGUGCGCGACCCCAGAGGUCAAGCGGUUUCUGAAUGGAUCCCAGAACGUCUUCCCAAGGGCGUGUGUCUGGUGCUGAGCGUCGCCUCAGAUUCAUCCCUCCGGGCGGCCCUGAGCAAGAAGAAGAACUGUGUAGCGCUCCCGGUAGGUGUGUUACCUCUGCCCGACCGGAGAGAGAUCGUUCAGAAGGAGCUGAGCACCUACGGGAAGAAACUGAGCGACUCCGCCUUCAACAACCAGCUCCAGACUCUGCUGAUGAAGAAAGGAGCGGCGAGUCCACUGUACCUCCGACUGGCCUGUGAGGAGCUCAGGAACUACGCCUCCUUCGAGAAGAUGAAGGAGAACCUGCAAAAUCUCCCGGUGACCCUGAGUGAUCUGGUGCAGUUCGGGUUGACCAGGCUGCAGGACCAGUACGGAGGUGCAGGACUGGACUGGGCACUGGCCGCUCUCACCGUCAGCACCACCGGUGUGAGGGAGCAGGAUCUUUACGCCCUGCUGAACCUGUGCACCGACCUGAGCUCCACUCACGCCCCCCUCGCCUGGCACAAGGUGCUUCAUCUGGCCCGGAACCCAAAAACCCGGGUGCCCAUGGCCACCUUCUCCCGGCUGGCCCGGAGUCUGCGCAGUCUGAUGGGCUCAGCGCUCAGCCGGGAGCCGGACGAUCCUCUGAUCCUCAAACAUCCAGACGUCCGGUCGGCCUUCGAGCGUCUUUACUGCCCGACGAUGGAGAAGAGGAGGCGAGCUCACGUCAUCCUGGCAGCUCAUCUGUGGGUGCGGUCGGACCCUCUCGGGCGGGGCACGUUCCUCCACUGCGACGCCUCCGCGCUCCUCCAGCUCCCGGAUCACCUGAUGAAAGGAGCUCAGUGGCCGACCGUCGACGACCUGCUGUCCAGUUUCUACUUCCUGUACGCUAACGUGCACCACGGCUUCCUGCCCCGCCUCCUGGAGUACUACGUUCACUUCUGUGAGUCGAGCGAGCUGAAGGACCGCCGAGCGUUUCUGAAGCGCCACGCCCCGCUGCUCUCUCAUUGGCCGGCUCUGUUUGUACAGCAGGCCUUAAACGAACCGCGCGACUCGGCCGCUCACGUCUGGGCUCAGAACGCGGUGGAGGAGGGAAACGCCGCCGUCGUCAGGUGGAUCAACAACACGGAGAAACCGCCGGAGGAGAGCGGUGAGCUGGUGUCCACGUUCCUCUGGACUCCGUCCUGUGUGGCUCUGAGUCCUGCUGGACUCUACGUUGCCGUGGGGACAGAACGGGGCUCCCUGCACCUCUUCCACUCCCAAACCAACCAGGAAGUGAAGUCACUGGUCAGUAGCUGUGACGGCAUCUCGGGCUGUGUGUUCCUGGAUGAGGGCGUGGUCUGGACCACCUCCUACGACGGACAGGUGGAGGUGUGGGACGUCCACAGUGGAUGCAGGACGGCCCACCUGAACGCCCACUCCAACAGGAUCACAGGAUGUGAUGUCAGUUCAGACAGGAAGCACUUCGCCACCGUCUCCUUGGACUUUAAUCUGAAGGUGUGGGCCUCUCAGAGAGGUACUCAGGUGGUGUCUCUGCAGAACCCCGCCCCUCUGAACUGUGUGGCGUUUGACCCGGAGGGUUCGGUCCUGGCCGUGGGCUGCUGGGACGGGACGGUGCGGCUCUGGGACUGGAUCAGACAGGAGACGCUCACGACUCUGUCAGGACACCAGUGUUCAGUACGCAGCGUGACCUUCUCCUCCUCCUCCUCCUCCUCCUGCGCCUCCUCCUCCUCUCUCCUCUGCUCCGGGGGGCUGGACGGUGAGGUCAGGCUGUGGUCAGUAGCGGCUUCCACCUGUGUGUGGCGCUCUCGUGCUCACCGCGGCUCCACUGAGACUCUGCGCUUCCUGUGUGAUGGAGAGACUCUGCUCAGUGCUGGACACGACGGCAUGGUCCAGUUGUGGUCAGGAGGUCUCGGCUGCUCAGUGGCCGUGUUGGGAGAGGAGAAGAAACUGCUGAAGACGUCGGCGUCUAAACACGUGGCCGUACCGGAGGGCGCCGCUCUCUGCGUGGCGGUCAACGGGCACCACGCUGCUGUGGGUUACCAUGGAGACGGGGUCAAAGUUUACAACCUUCAGUCCGGUGAACGUGUCUGGACCACCGAGGACCUGCGGGUGUCCGUGUCCUGCGUGUUGUGGCUGCAGGACGAAGGAUCCAUGUUCCUGCUCUCUGGGGGAUUUGAUCAGCGUCUGCGUCUCUGGAGAAAACAGGAAGGAACCGAGGAGAACCUGGAGCUACGAGGAGCGUUCGGGAUCCAGAAGGGAGCUGUACUCGCCCUCGACCAAAACUCUACUUACGUGGCUUCUGGAUCGGAUGACUUCACUAUCGCACUGUGGCUGAAGAGAGAUUUGACCUCCGACCCCUGGGUUGAACCGAGAGCGGCGAAUGUACUGAGGGGUCACCAAGGAGGGGUCACCUGUCUGUCCUUCAGUCCAGGAGGAGAUCAGCUGCUGUCAGGAGGAAAAGAUCAGGCUCUGAUGGUGUGGGAUAUGAACUCAUCUCCUCCGGUUCUCUCUCACUCUUUACCGUACUGUCACGGGGACUGGAUCACCGGGUGUGCGUGGAGUCUGUCGGCCGUGCUGAGCUGCUCCAACGACUGCAGACUGCGACUGUGGGACAUCGCGACAGGAAGCUGCAUCAGAGAAGUCCCGACUACUUCCUCUCUCAGCACGCUGUGCUGCUGGGACGACUACGUGAUGCUGGGAUCCGCCGACGGACUGCUGACCGUCUGGAAAUCCGAUCUGGGCGUGAUCGCCGAGAUCCGAGCGCACGGUUCACGCCUCCACCACACCGCCGUCAUCUCCAAACCAGGACUGAACCGGAAUACAGACGAGCUGCUGAUCUCUACAGCAUCUGAGGAUGGAACCGUGAAGAUCUGGCAACCACUACAGGUGGAGCAUCGCAGCACUCUGCUGGGUCACAGCGCCGGUGUUCAGGCUCUAACCAGCGGCGGCGGCCCACAAUUCCUCACCGUGUCCGAGGACCGCUCCCUCCGAGCCUGGACUCUAAACACAGUGAUGCCACCGAGGCAGAUGGAGUGUGUGAGUGUGUUGUGUUUCCUGCAGGACGAUGUGUUGGUGUGUGGGUACAGUACGGGGAGGCUGGAGAUUUGGCGGCACUCUUCACGUCUCUACUCUGAUAAGGUGAGUGAGAGCUGUGUUCGGGCGGUGACAGGAUUACCGGACGAUCAGGUCGCGGUCGGAUGCGGUGACUGUACAGUGAGUGUGUGGAAGCUCCUGAGAGACUCACGCCGCUCCAUCACGGGUAUGUCUGAAGUGAUGGUGUACACAUUGGCAAACAACGUGAAGUUCCUGCAUUAUUACACCACUCUGCUGGGGGUGUGUGUGGACUCCAUGAUCAUCGACGUCUUCUCCACUGUCAAAGAAGAACGCCAAGAAAUAGACGAGUUGAAGUACCGCUUGCGUGUUUUGGCAGUUAAAAGAAGUGCUGAGAACGGACUGUGCAUACUGGGAGAAGAAGUUCAAGAGAUCAAGACAGCACGUCUGAUGGUUCUCGACCCUAACGCCCCCCUCAGCUCGGGUUUUAAGUACGAUCAGGUUGAGGACGCAGAGCUUAGUUUGCGUUCUGAAGAUGAUGAGGAGAAGGAGGAGGAGGAGAACCAGAUGGAGAGGAUCGACACCAUCAGUCCGCGAGCUGAAGAUGAGGAGGAGAAGCAGACGGAGAGGAUCUACAGCAUCACCGCCGCCGCUACACACGACGAACUGACCGUGUGUGGAGACUCCAUCGGGAACAUGUGGUUCAACCAGCCGCCGGACCUGAAGGCCUGGAGUCCCCGGAGACCGGCUCACAGUGACAGGAUCAGUGCUUUACAUCUCACCACCAACACCAUCGUCUCAGCUUCCUACGACAGGACCGUCAAACUGUGGGACAGGACCACCAAGAAACAGGUGGGACUGUUUGUGUGCGCUGCACCGGUGGAGGUUCUGCAGGUGAACCCCAAUGACUCGAGUCAGGUGGUGUGUGGAGAUGCACUGGGGCAGAUCUACUUCCUGUCCUGGACAGGAUGAGAAACACCUCCACGCUGCACCCACCAGUCAACACACACCUCAUGAGUUCAGUCAGAUCCUUCAGGAUGGAAAAACACACCUGAACACUUACACAUUUACUCACAUAGGAACAGUUCAGAGCAGCCAAUCCACCCACUGCAUGUUUUGGUUGGUAGGUAUGUCUUUAUAGAGCUUGCUUUGUGCCCCUCAUGCUGAAGCAGAAAAAGGCCUUCCCUAAACUGAUGCUGCAAAGUUGGAAGCAUAUAAUUUUUUCUAUAUAACUGAUUUAUUUAAACCUGUUAGCAACUGUUGUGGAUGAAACACAUGAAUUCAUGUUGAUAUACAGUAUAGAGCUGUUGAGAUGUAGCCAGAGCAACUACCAUAUACAGUCUGAUUGAGGUGAGGGACUAUAAAAAUCACCUGUAUAAAAAAAUACCUGGAUUAUUUUUUAGAACAUUUAAUUAUGAUUUAAUUAUUUCUUUAUGUGUUGGUAAGUGUGCAUGUUUCAAGGAAGGUUGCAUAUCUAAACUCUUGUGAUAUUAUUAUAUAUUAUUAUCAUGGUUUCACCUCCACAUUAUUUUCUUAGAACAGGAACAUCUACAAUCACCUAAUAUCUGUAGUCUCUGUAGCAGCGGGGGUUAUUUUAGGGGGUUUGUUGUCAAUGCUGUAGCUCAAUGUCCUCAUUACACCAAAGAUUACACUGUAUGUUAAGCUGGUUGGUGAUUUUCUGCUUCACUCUUUGUGUUUAAAGCUUUAAAUUAAUCUUUUGUAAUUCUGAAGGGCUUUACUAACUGUUUUGCUGCACUUUAGGAAUAAUAAAAAUGCACUAGAAGAGAAAACAUAAUUUAGAAUUAUUUUUAAAUACACACUGGUGAGCUUAAAUAUCAGGACCACCCACCUAAUAGCUGCCAGAACAGCUCUGACAUGUUGAGACAUCUGAAUCAGUCCAUCUGCUUUUGGUCCAGACACCACAGCCCUAAAGGUCCUCUGGCAUUAACGAGUCUUGGCCGCCCAACAACCUGUCGGCAAUUUGUGGCUCGUCAACCCAGUCGUCUGGUCCUUAUCAAGGUCAGUCUCGGUCUUGAAGCUGAUCAGAUCUGCUACACUGAACAGUGAAAUACAAGAAACCUCCAUCAGACCAAUGUUUAAUAGAUCUUUCACAUGCACCAUUGGUACCAAACAGGCAUUUUCAUGAAGGUUUUUUUGGGGGUGGCUCUAAUGUUUUGUCUCACCGGUGUAUAUACACUACAAAACAUAAUAAAGUGAAUGUUUACAUUAAAUGUAAUUCCUGUAAAAUUCGUUUGCUUUAAAGAUGCAAUAAAAUCAGCAAAGAAUG
Messenger RNA from Trichomycterus rosablanca, 9165 nucleotides. RefSeq names its product telomerase protein component 1-like. Gene Ontology annotation, molecular function: telomerase RNA binding; telomerase activity; protein binding. Bases 132 to 7850 code for a protein of 2572 amino acids. NCBI's taxonomy places the organism in Eukaryota, Metazoa, Chordata, Actinopteri, Siluriformes, Trichomycteridae. Gene Ontology annotation, biological process: telomere maintenance via recombination. The transcript has 55 exons. The record is from RefSeq and is a predicted model, not a curated record. Gene Ontology annotation, cellular component: telomerase holoenzyme complex.